AUGCCUCUGGAAUUUUUCUUGUCUCGCCCCGGGCAAGAGGCUGAGUGGCGAGAGAACUGCGAGGGGAAGGCCCUCCUGGCGCCCUCGGCCACCUUGCCAGUGGGCGUGGUUGUGGCGCUUGUCGUGUGGGCGGUGCUUGUUCUCGUGAUGCUGGUGGUGGCCUGUGCGGUGUACCGGAGGCGCCGUCGCAAGCGAGUCUCGUCUGGAAACAACGGCGUGGAAAUGACCUCCCGGGACGACCUCCUUGACCCGGCCCACGACUCCUCUCACGACCCUGCCCUCGAGGAGGGGCACGAUCAGCCUGCUGAUGUCCUGGAGCUUCACGCUGUCAAGCCUGCCAGCCAGAAGACGUGGGCCAGAAAUGGUAUGGACCACCGGCCUCGCGAGUCCGUCUCCGCCGUCGCCAGCGCACACCGGGACGACCAGGGGGCCGCACCUGCCGUCGGACGCAAGGCCAAGAGGCGCCAGGACCAGCUGCCUCACGCCCCGGACGACCUCCGGAACUACGCUUACGAAGGCGACGGCAGCUCCCCGGGCUCGCUCUCCUCCUGCUGCUCAGGAGGCGACAGCAGCGGGGACACUGGCUUUCUCGGCGGCUUCCAAGAAGUGGCAAUGCUGCUCAACUGCCUUGGGAGCCAGUCGGUGGUGAGCGAUUCUCCGGGGACGCCACCAUGCCCACCCUUCUGCUCAGGCCUCGCUGCCUCGCCACGCCGAGCGACAGGAAAGCGUCUGCGCUCCCGACCGCUACAAGCAUGA
Penaeus monodon (black tiger shrimp) is the source of this 756-nucleotide messenger RNA. Its product is annotated as neural-cadherin-like. Gene Ontology annotation, molecular function: calcium ion binding. Bases 1 to 756 code for a protein of 251 amino acids. Gene Ontology annotation, biological process: homophilic cell-cell adhesion. The record is from RefSeq and is a predicted model, not a curated record. The transcript is spliced from 5 exons. NCBI's taxonomy places the organism in Eukaryota, Metazoa, Arthropoda, Malacostraca, Decapoda, Penaeidae.